Molecule: messenger RNA, 930 nt
Organism: Cladophialophora immunda
Lineage: Eukaryota; Fungi; Ascomycota; Eurotiomycetes; Chaetothyriales; Herpotrichiellaceae
Exons: 3
Coding region: 1-930 (309 amino acids)
Molecular function (GO): zinc ion binding; ferrous iron binding; oxidoreductase activity, acting on single donors with incorporation of molecular oxygen
Source: RefSeq, a predicted model, not a curated record
AUGGGUAUAACACCAGUGCACUUCUUUUCUCAUGGCUCCACCCGCAUGCUCGAGGCCGAUACUGAAUCUGGGGCGUAUUGGGCAAAGUGCGGAAAAGAGGCUCUUGCACACAAUGUCAAAGGAAUCAUCAUAAUGGGCGCUCACUGGGCCUGUCUUGGGGACAGGAUCGAAGUGGCCACCAACCCAACACCAGGCAAGAGCUUCUGUCCCUUCUCCAGUCCGGCAUUAUACAAGGACUGGAAACCAAACCCGGACCUAGCUACAGCGGAGAGAUGUAUAUCCAUGCUCAAGGCAGAAGGCUUCUGCGCCGGACCCAACCCAAACUUCACAUGGAUUCACGACGUCUUCAUGGUCCUCAUCCGUAUGUUCCCGGACGACACCAAGUGUCCGCCCGUGACUAUAGUCUCUAUGAACGCGCGCUAUGACCCUUGGUACCAUGUCAAGGUCGGCGCGACGCUACGCCCCCUCAGAAAGGAAGGAUACUUGCUUAUUGGCACAGGCGGUGCGGUUCAUAAUCUCUACCGCAACGCCUGGACGGACAUGCUGCUGUACAGAGAGUCGCUGGGCCAGGAGCGUCCCCCGGAAGCUUGGGCUCUCGAAUUUAGACAAGCCACAGAGGAUGUGGUCACCAGGAAUCGAGGCCCAGCUCUGAGAAAGGCCAUGGUCCGCCUUAUGCAACACCCAGCGUACCGUGAGGCCCAGGCCACUGAUGACCAUUGGAUGCCGGCGCUCUUCGCGGCUGGUGCAGCGGGCGACUUUGAGGACGAGGCGGAGUCUAAUGUGCUGGCAGCCGAGACGUGGGAGCUCAUCAACAUGGCAAACUCGCAGUUCACGUUUGGCCAGUAUAAGGAUGACAUGGAGAAGACGUUUGCUGAGAGACAGGAAACUGACAAGUUGCCCCAACUUGGAUUUGUUACCGCAGCUGCCUGA